AUGCCCGUCGUGAAGCAGGCGCACCCCUUGCACCUGCGCGGCCUGCAGUGCCGCACCCGCAACGCUGAUGAGCUCGCGGGGAAAGGGCAGAUUGGCGCCUUGGUCGGCAAGUUUUACACCGAGGACAUCGCGAACGAGAAAACUACAAGCCGUGUGAAUCCCGGUGUUGUGUACUGCGUGUACACAGACUACGCGUCGGACGAAACGGGGGACUACACGUUCUUUAUCGGCGAGGAAAUUGCGGCGGCCAGUGUCCCCACCAACUUUAUUGCAGCCGAUUCCGUGGGGGAGCACCAGGGGAAGGGGGAAGUGGAGAAAAAAGAUGUUGGUCGUCGCGUGAACACCGUGCAAGAGGAAAUGAAUAAAGAUGGAACUACGAGUGCUGGUAAAAAGAACGUGAUUGCCUACGUCACCGUGGAAGCUGGUUUGUACGAGAAGCGCGUCUCCGAAAAGGGAAAACUGCCGGACUGCGAAGUUGCCUUGUGGAAGCAGAUUUGGGGCGAUGCGGAGUUGAAGGCGCGGCGCGCGUUUGGGACAGAUUUCGUGGUCUACGACAAAUUGAAUCCGGCGGAAGACACGGAAAUUCCCAUUUUCCUGCAACUGGCAGCUGAGUAAUUAUCUGGGGCGUCAGUGUGAGGAGGAGAGCAGGGGUGUUGCUAGGAGUGAGGGGAAAGGAGGUGGCUGUUGGUGUUGACCACGAACUCGAGGGAGAAAAUAAUGUACGCAAAGAAGUACUAGUACUAACUUGAGGACACCGCGCGGCAGCACAUUGCUGGAGAUAUUUCGGCACAGAUUUCGGAGUUGGAAAUGCAGAAGAAUGGAAAAAGUGAACCGCUGCUGCAAAAAGAUGAAAUUGGAUAGUUCCAGAACCUAGGAACCUUAUCUUGGCAUUCGAUAGAAGACCUACUUACUACGCUUGGAAACAACUGACCUCUGGAAUAUUAUAGAAAAUUACUUUAUCGGCAAGCAUUGGUAUCACCUGCAAAAAUCCACGAUGAGUGCAGUGGAUUCGCAGGGUAGACCGUCACACUGUAGUUCAAUAUGAGUUGUAACAUACAGCUUUUUUUCUUCUUGUUUUUAACAUUUACUACGAGAACUGCCAGGGCACUUUGUUUCACUACACCGUUGCAAGGGCAAGCAGCGAGGGGGAUAACCAAUGCGCCGCAUUAGAAGCUGCUGCAAAGCCAACGCCACACGGGGUCUCACGAAGGCUUGGUGGAAGAAGGUGAUCGGCUUUUCGUUUUCUAUGUUUUUCUUUUGACGUUUUGACGCGACAUUAACACGGCAAAGAGGCCAAUAUACUUGAUCUGGAGGACGAGAUGGAGCUGCGCGCGCUUGGGAACGAAACUGCGUUAUUGAAAAACCAUCAAGGCAAAAAUAAAG
This is a messenger RNA of Amoebophrya sp. A120, 1383 nucleotides long. Lineage: Eukaryota; Dinophyceae; Syndiniales; Amoebophryaceae. The record is from the annotation of a GenBank genome assembly.